Molecule: messenger RNA, 2982 nt
Organism: Helobdella robusta
Lineage: Eukaryota; Metazoa; Annelida; Clitellata; Rhynchobdellida; Glossiphoniidae
Exons: 3
Coding region: 1-2982 (993 amino acids)
Source: RefSeq, a predicted model, not a curated record
AUGUUCCCCAUAAGAAAAGAAAAGCAUCUAGCCAAAAACUUAUUAGGUGUUGACAGUAAUGCAGAUUGUUUCAAAGUAGACAAAGAAGCCUCGACUAUUACAAUGAGUUCAUUUAAAGAGCAAAAUUUUGUCGGAGUGGACAUGCAUUUGAAGCGGGUUGAUGUGAUGUACAUGCAGUCAUGCACUCCCAAAACGGAACAUUUGCGCAAAUUUUACAUAAACGCAAUGGUAGAUGACAAGCACGAACGCAAUUCAAAAAAUACUGAGGAGGUAGAUGAAAGAAAUGAAGACAAGCAAGAAGCAAGGGGAGAAGAAAUUUUGUUUAAAAAUAUGAAACAUAAUAAUAACAAGCAUUAUGAAAACAGCAAAAUUGAUUCUUUAAAUAAUAAUAAUAGAACGGUUUCAAAACAAAUUUUUUAUAAUUUGAACUUCAAUAACUUCCAACGAGAUGCAUCGACAACAGAAAAUGAAAUAUUAUUGUGCAAGGAGCGACACAUGAAUGAAGAGAGCUAUCGUGCAAGCAAUGAUUUCUAUACAUGCAGCCAACUAAACUUUAGAGAAUCGACUGGCGAUGAUGAUGUGGACGAAAAAUGCUCGAAUCACACUUGCUACUCCAAUGAAAUUAUUGAGAACGAACUCAACAAUAUUAACAACAACAAUAACAUCAGUUAUGGUGUCGACAUCAAGUCUAUCUAUAUUAACAACGUUUGCCAUCCAGAUGAACAAACUCUUCGCAUAUCAAGACCAAACUUGUUAUCAUUUUCAUCAUUGUCGUCAUCUUCAUCACUGACAUUGCCUUCAUUUACACUCAUCGCGUCACCACAAUCAUUGUCGCCAUCUCACUCACCUAUACCAGGAUAUUUCUCGUCAUCAACAACGUCACCAUUCACAAACAACCUGUCUCAAACACCUAACGUGCAUACAAACAUUACCAAUCAUACAUUGAAACAAAGAGAGAUGAAUGUUGAGAAAGAAAUUGAAGAUGAUAAAAAUGAGAUAGAAAAUGGAAAAGAUGAAGACGAUGAAGACGAGGAGGAAGAAGAAGAGGAAAAAGAAGAGGAUAAAAAUAAAAAAGAAUACAACGAUAACAACGACGAAGAUGGAAAAAAUAAAGAAAACGUAAUUGAUGAUGGUUACAAAGAAGAUUUUCUCAAUGAUAAUAUUGAUGUCUUGGAUGUUCGUAGCUGCAUGAAAGUAGAUAGUGCUUGCGAAGAAGAUGAUGUUGAUGAUGACUCCGACUGUUAUGACGUUGACAUUGAUGAAGACGAUGACGGUGAUAAUGAAAUUGUUGCUGGAAAGCACCCCCCUGCUGAAGACGUGGGUGAAUCCAUGCGACCAGUAUAUUCAAACAUCCACAACAGAUUCAUUCAACAUGAGCUCCGUCUUAAUUUGAACAGCAACAAAAAAUGUUACAAAAAAAUUCGAAAAAAUUUUGCCAAGUUAAAUAACGUCAACAAUAAUGAAUCAUACAACUCUAAGAUGAAAAACAACAGAAAACAUGCUGUUUUUAAAAGUUGCAAUCAAGAUGUCUUCAGCAGAACAGCCGACGUUAUGAAUGACAACAAUACAAAAUCAAGUAACUUGCACAUGAAGAGCAUACCUGCUAACAAUUACAUAUUAAACAGGAACAGUGAUGAAGAACGUGAUGAUGUCACUCCCCUGUCAAUCCGAAGCAAACUCGCUAACUCGAUGACGUCAGGUUCACGUGACGAUGACGUAUCUUCUCAUUACUCUCCAUGCGAAGUCAUUCCAUCGUGGCCCUCCAUAUACAGAACAACAAGAAAGACGCGCGAGAUGUUGAAUAAGUUGGAGAUGAUGGUGAGGGCGCCGAUGCCUUGGGAGGCUGACGUUGUGAGUGGUCAACAUUUUUAUGAAAACGUUGCCGGCAAUUCUGAAUCGACGAGGAGCAACAAAGUUGACAAGUUGAAAAAGUGGAUAAGGCAACUAACAAGCCAUCUUGCCACCAGACAUAACUUUGAAAGAAACAAAAUAAAUAGAAAAUCAACUUUUCCCUUUUAUAAAAAUAAUCGUGAAUUCUCAAUCAACAGAAAUGAAAAUAAAAGUUUUAUAAGUUUAGAAAUGCUAAAGAUAUCCGAAAACCCCGACAAAACAUCUCUUGAAGCGACUUAUAGCGACUCCCCUAACAAAAACACACAUGUUACAGCUGCAACAACAAACAACAACAGCUGCAGAAACAAUGAAGUUACUAAUCGAAAUUUAAAAAAGAGCUUAACACCAAUUAACAAAAAAAUAUCAUUUUGCGAAACCUCUGAUGUGAACAUGAACACAUUUAACCCCGCUACAACUCUGUCAAAACUUCAAAAUAGCAACUGCAUCGACAAUUGUGUAAGUUAUGUAAAUCGCCAAAACAAUAUUAAAUUGCAAGACGUUCCAUUCAAGACAUACAACACAUUCAACAUAGACGCUAACAACAAAUUUAACUCUCAAAACAUUGAAGAAGCAUUAAAUUCUCCUCUACUACCUCCACACCCGACGACAAAUCCAACACGCCACCACGUUGAUAUGAAUAACAACAGAUCAUCCUUUAUCAACACUAUCAUCAAGCCGACAAACUAUGACUGCUACAAUCAUGGCGACAAACUUCGUAGAAACCAGAUUACUUCUAAAUCAAAUGCUUCAACGAGUUGGAAGUUUUCAAUGCACAAAUUUUUAUUCAAUUUUAACAAGCUGAAAAAUCAGAAUAACGAUGCCUCAUGUGAUAGAACAUUUCUUCGGAAGAAUUUAAACGAGAGCUUGCAUCGAGCAAAAUGUGAUGUUGUUGUGGAGUUGGCCGACCUGGCAACAAAAACUAAAUCAAACAAGAAAGUCGUCGUCGUGAAAAAGAGCAAGUGUCGCUACGGACGCAUAGAAUUCGAGGAGGAACUAGAAACUUUUGACGGCGAGAUAUCCAGGAUGUCCGAAAAGCGUCGACAAGGCGGGUAUAUAAAGACAUGCGAGACAUGGUUGUUGCUGAUUAGUUGA